CCUAGAACAUAGAUACAGAGACACUUGUGAACAAGAAGGUGAUCUCUCAGCACAACGGAAAAUAUCUCAAUGACUUGACAUGUUCUGGUUGUGAAUUCAGGCUACAAGGGGACAGUUCUCUAAAAUGAGUCUCUCUGGGGAGAGAGAGGAGGGGGGCCCUGCCUCUAAAACGAGACUCUCUGGGGAACAUGACACCAAAGCUAAGAGACCAAUCAAGCAGGAGAGACCAGCCUCCUCUGUACCCAGCUGUGUGUCCAUGAAGAGUGACCGGUCUAUGGAUGCUCUUAUAUACUUUAGAGAGGGAGACUUUUCUACUGAACAAAGAAACCAACAGGAGAGAUCAGAGUCAGAGAUUCUCAGUGGUCAGUCUUCCCAAAGUCAUGAAACAGACCUGGCCUCCAUAUUCAGUUUGCUUGAAGAGAAAAUUAUGACAUUUGUGAAGAACGAGCUGAAGCUGUUCAAGAGGAAUCUUUGUCCAGAACUCCCAGAAGGCUUUGAGAGUCAGAAGCAGGAUAAGGAAGUGGUGGAUGCUGAAGAUGAGAAGCAGGAGAGCAGUGCCAGAGAGGGGGCUCUGAAGAUCACACUGCACAUCCUGAGGAAAAUGAACCAGAAGGAGCUUGCUGACACACUGGAGAAAAAUGAGCUUGCUGUGAUUUGCCAACGUGAACUCAAAUCUAAUCUAAAGAAGAAGUUUCAAUGUGUAUUUGAGGGGAUCGCUAAACAAGGAAACCCAACACUUCUCAAUAACAUCUACACAGAGCUCUACAUCACAGAGGGUGGAACAGGAGAGGUCAAUAAUGAACACGAGCUGAGACAGAUUGAGACAACAACCAGGAAACAAGCAAGACCAGAGACUGCAAUCAAAUGUAACGACAUCUUCAAACCCUUAACUGGACAAGACAAACCUAUCAGAACUGUGCUGACAAAGGGAGUCGCUGGCAUUGGAAAAACAGUCUCUGUGCAGAAGUUCAUUCUGGACUGGGCUGAAGGAAAAGCAAAUCAUGAUGUCCAAUUUGUAUUUUCAUUCCCUUUUCGGGAGCUGAAUUUGAUGAAAGAGGACAAACACACUUUCAUUGAACUUCUCAAUCACUUCUCAAUUGAAACUAAAGAUUCAAGAAUCUCCAACUACAACAAGUACAAAGUUCUGUUCAUCUUUGAUGGUCUGGAUGAGUGCCGACUGCCCCUAGACUUCCAGAAGAACAAGAUCUGUUGUGACGUCACAGAGUCAACCUCAGUGGAUGUUCUGCUGACAAAUCUCAUCAAGGGAAAUCUGCUUCCCUCUGCUCUCCUCUGGAUAACUACCCGACCUGCAGCAGCCAAUAAGAUCCCUUCAGGGUGUGUUGACCAGGUGACAGAGGUACGAGGGUUCAGUGACCCACAGAAGGAGGAGUACUUCAGGAAGAGAUUCAGUGAUGAGGACCUGGCCAACAGAAUCAUCUCACACAUAAAGACAUCAAGGAGCCUCCACAUCAUGUGCCACAUUCCAGUCUUCUGUUGGAUUUCUGCAACAGUCCUUGAAGACAUACUUAAACAUAAGAGAGAAGAGAUACCCAAGACUCUGACUGAGAUGUACACACACCUUGUGGUGUUUCAUACAAAACAGAAGAAUGAAAAGUAUCUUGGGAAAGAAGAGACAGGUCCACACUGGAAUAAAGAGAGCCUUCUGUCACUUGGAAAACUGGCUUUUCAACAGCUUGUGAAUGGCAAUCUGAUUUUCUAUGAAGGAGACCUGAAAGAGGCUGGCAUUGAUGUCAAUGAAGCCUCAGUGUACUCAGGAUUGUGCACACAGCUCUUUAAAGAGGAAUGUGGGCUGUACCAGGACAAGGUGUACUGCUUCGUGCAUCUGAGCAUUCAGGAGUUUCUGGCUGCUGUAUAUGUGUUUCUCUCAUUCAUCAACAACAAUGAGAAUCUAAUGGACAAACUGAAAACAACAUCCUGGAAACCUUCUGUGAGGAAAAGACAGAAGCCUAAAUUUACUGUCUACAAGAGUGCUGUGGAUAAAGCCUUACAAAGUGAGACAGGCAACCUGGACCUUUUCCUCCGCUUCCUUCUGGGUCUCUCACUGGAGUCCAAUCAGAAGCACUUACGAGGUCUACUGACAAGGACAAGAAGCAGCUCACAGAGCCAUGAAGAAACAGUCAACUACAUCAAGGAGAAGAUCAGGGAGAAUCUCUCUCCAGAGAGGAGCAUCAAUCUGUUCCACUGUCUGAAUGAACUGAAUGACCAUUCUCUAGUGGAGGAGAUCCAAAGCUACCUGAGAUCAGGAAGUCUCUCAGAAGCCAAACUGUCACCUGCACAGUGGUCAGCUCUGGUCUUUGUGUUGCUGACUUCAGAAAAGGAGCUGGAUGUGCUUGACCUGAAGAAAUACUCCAGAUCAGAGGAAGGUCUUCUGAGGCUGCUGCCAGUGGUCAAAGCCUCCAGAGCUGUUCUGCUGUCAGGCUGUGGAGUCACAGAGGAAGGCUGUGCUUCUCUGGUCUCAGCUCUGGAGUCAAACCCCUCACACCUGAGAGAGCUGGAUCUGAGUAACAAUGACCUGAAGGAUUCAGGAGUGAAGCUGCUCUCUGCUGGACUGGGGAAUCCCCACUGUAAACUGGAGACUCUGAGGCUGUCAGGCUGUCUAGUCACAGAGGAAGGCUGUGCUUCUCUGGUCUCAGCUCUGAGGUCAAACCCCUCACACCUGAGAGAGCUGGACCUGAGCUACAAUCACCCAGGAGACUCAGGAGUCAGACUGCUCUCUGCUGGACUGGAGGAUCCACACUGCAGACUGGAGAAACUCAAUGUGGAACAUGGUGGAGAGAACAGAAUGAAACCUGGGCUUAGAAAAUAUGUCUGUGAUCUCACACUGGACCAAAACACAGUAGACAGACACCUCUCUCUGUCUGAGGAGAACAGAAAGGUGACAUGGAGGACAGAGGAGCAGCCGUAUCCUGAUCACCCAGAGAGAUUUGAUGGCUGUGGACAGGUGCUGUGUAGAGAGGGUCUGACUGGGCGCUGUUACUGGGAGGUAGAGUGGAGUGGAAGAGGGGCGAGAAUAGGAGUGACAUAUAAAGGAAUCAGCAGGAGAGGAGGGGUUAAGGACUGUUGGCUUGGAUGGAAUGACAAGUCCUGGUGUCUGUUCUGCUCUGACAACAGUUACAGAGUCUGGCACAAUAAUAAUCUCACUACUAUAGACGUUCCCUCCUCCAGCUCCCACAGAGUAGGAGUGUAUCUGGACUGGCCAGCCGGCACUCUGUCCUUCUACAGAGCCUCCUCUGACACACUGACCCACCUGAUCACAUUCACCUCCACAUUCACUGAGCCACUCUAUCCAGGGUUUAGGGUUUAUGAUGAUUCCUUUGGGAUUUGGGACUCCUCAGUGUCCCUGUGCCAGUGAUGCACACACACACACUGACACACUCACACACAGACACACACACACUGGACGGACACACACACUGGACACACACACACACUGGACACAGACACACACACACACACUUUGGAUACAAACACACACACACACACACACACACACACACACACACACACACACACACACACACACACACACACACACACACACACACACACACACACACACACACACAGACACACUUUGGACACAAACACACACACACACACACACACAUUGGACACAUGCACACACAAACACACACUGGAUACACACAUUGGACACACACACAUAUUGGGGAUACACACGCUCUAGUGCACACAUACACACACACACACACACACACACACACACACACACACACACACACACACACACACACACACACACACACACACACACACACACACACACUGACACACACUGACACUCACACACACACAUAGUGGACACACAUACACUGUACACACACUCAGACUGGACACACACACACACACACACACACACACACAUAUAGGCGUUUUCAAAAAACAUAUGCCGUUCAGGGCACCAGUCUAGGACCAGUGGUUGCUAGGCAGUUUCUGGAUCCCAGGUUCUAGAACAGUUUCUAUCCCAGUUCUAUCUGCCUGUUAAAUCAGUUUCUGGACCACAGGUUCUAGAACAGCAUCUAUCCCAGUUCUAUCUGCCUGUUAAAUCAGUUUCUGGACCACAGAUUCUAGAACAGCAUCUAUCCCAGUUCUAUCUGCCUGUUAAUUCAGUUUCUGGACCACAGGUUCUAGAACAUCUUCUAUCCCAGUUCUAUCUGCUUGUUAAAUCAGUUUCUAGACCACAGGUUCUAGAACAGCUUCUAUCCCAGUUCUAUCUGCCUGUUAAAUCAGUUUCUAGACCACAGGUUCUAGAACAGCUUCUAUCCUAGUUCUAUCUGCCUGCUAAAUCAGUUUCUAGACCACAGGUUCUAGAACAGCUUCUAUCCCAGUUCUAUCUGCCUGUUAAAUCAGUUUCUGGACCACAGGUUCUAGAACAGCUUCUAGCCCAGUUCUAUCUGCCUGUUAUAUCAUCAACCUAAACUGUUUUCAUCAGACUAUUAGAACAUGACUGAACCUUUUGUUUCCUUUUCUGAUCUUUUACCACUUUGCAUUUUUAUGAUAAUUUUACUGUUUGUGUUUGUACCACAGGAGGUUGGUGGGACCUUAAUUGAGGAGGACAGGCUUGUAAUGGCUGGAGGGGAAUAAGUGGAAUGGUAUCAAACACUUGGUUUCCAUGUGUUCCAUUUCAUUCACUCUGUUCCAGACAUUAUUAUGAGCCAUCCUCCCUUCACCAGCCUCCUCUGGUAUGUACUGUCCUAUAUGUGAGAGAGAUCCAACAAGGAAUUACAAUGUAUGUAUUGCUUUUUAUACCUGCAAAUGGCAAAUAAACUACUAGAACUCCUUAUGAAUGUCUGCAGCUGACUAGACUGUUGGCGUCUGACAAGAGGUGAAAAUAUUACAGGAAUAUUCUGCAAAUGUUGAUGAAGACGUCACUCAAUCCCCCAAAACAUCAUGCAGUCUUUCCACAAGACUCCCAUGAAGUUAUAGUGUGACGUUAUGAGUUGACGUUAAAGUAACAUUCUCAGAACAUACUGCACUUAUUUUUAUACUGUUUUAGAUGGAUACUCUGUUUAUCAUCUUGUUUUAUACUGUUUUAGAUGGAUCCUCUGUUUAUCAUCUUGUUUUAUACUGUUUUAGAUGGAUCCUCUGUUUAUUAUCUUGUUUUAUACUGUUUUAGAUGGAUCCUCUGUUUAAACAUGUAAACUCUUACAAUAACACUGUUAAAAUACCAAUGUGAUCAUUUGUUGUCUUUUAUGUUGAACAACAAAUUGUACAAUUAUAUAUGGCUUACGCGUUAUCGAUUCUUCAUUGCUUCUGCCAGUCACAGGUUGAUGUUUGUCAUGAAUCUUGACCUGGAAGUAGAACUGCGAGAUUUCCUCUAGAUAUGCCAGCUGCAAAGUCAAAAUUGGCCUCUUUGCUGAACUACCUCCAGGGCAAGAUUCAUGACAAUAAAUGCCAACCUGCCUCCCAGUCAUCCCCUCCUUAUCUUUACAAGGCUGCAGAACAUGCAAGCUAGUGAUGUGGGGGUUCUCUCAUAACCCUCAGUCCCCAGGUGGGUAGAUGGCAGGUUGUAUAAAGAGAAGCUAGUGAUGUGGGGUUCUCUCAUAACCCUCAGUCCCCAGGUGGGUGGUAGGUUGUUAAGGGAAUUUUUUUGAUCAAUAAUGAAUAAUUAUGUAUAGAUUUCAAUCAGGACUGACUAAUCAGAAUACUAUUAUGUUACUGUAUAUGUAUGAAUUUUCAUUUUAAUCCUAGUACUGAAUAUAAUGUGUGUAAAUAUAAUCAAGAAUUAGAACAAUGACUGUCUGUUCCUUGGUAGAAAUGAUUGAACUUAUAGCCAGACUGGCUAGAAGGCUUAUCUACACAGGCAGACCUUGGCUUGGAUCAUAAAUUAUCUAAGUCUUGAGAACCAUAUAGCCAUUGUACUGGAGCAGAGAUGAGACUGGGUAGUACGCAAACUAAUGACAUCAUUUUCAGUUUAUAACCUGUGGUAAAAUGGGUAAUGGGCUCUCGUGAAUAAACACUGCUGAUUGACUUUAA
This is a messenger RNA of Oncorhynchus masou masou (cherry salmon), 6015 nucleotides long. RefSeq names its product NLR family CARD domain-containing protein 3-like. The coding region runs from base 125 to 3373 and encodes 1082 amino acids. The record is from RefSeq and is a predicted model, not a curated record. Gene Ontology annotation, biological process: intracellular signal transduction. The transcript is spliced from 10 exons. Lineage: Eukaryota; Metazoa; Chordata; Actinopteri; Salmoniformes; Salmonidae. Gene Ontology annotation, molecular function: protein binding.